Molecule: messenger RNA, 1249 nt
Organism: Saccoglossus kowalevskii
Lineage: Eukaryota; Metazoa; Hemichordata; Enteropneusta; Harrimaniidae
Cellular component (GO): cytosol
Molecular function (GO): oxidoreductase activity; FMN binding
Source: RefSeq, a predicted model, not a curated record
UCGUAUCCACAACAUGGCGUCGUACACAGUGUCAAAGUUGCCUUUGAAAAUUGUAUUAUUUCUUGGAACUGUCCGCGAGAAUAGGCUAGGUCUAAGGGUUGCCAAAUUCAUGGUGAAUCAACUGGAAAAAACUGGGCAUGACGUAACUCUAUUUGAUCCAGAAGUUAUGUCAUUCCCAAUGUUGCAUAAGCCAGUAUUCCAUUACGGCAAAGAUCGUGAAGGUGCACCUGAUUGGCUAGUUAAAGCCGAGCAGCAGGUUAAAGACGCUGAUGCCUACGUCAUUGUCAGCGGUGAAUACAAUCAUUCCAUACCCCCAGCAUUGUCCAAUAUGAUGGACUACUUUGGUGGCAGUUCAUACAGUUGGAAAGCUAGUGGUAUUGUCUGUUAUUCCCCGGGAAUCUAUGGUGGAAUGAGAUCAGCAAUGCAACUCAGAGCUUUCUUGGGUGAGUUAGGGUGCCUCAGCGUCUCAAACAUUUUUGGUAUACCUAAAGUUCAUGAAGCUUUGAACGAGAAUGGAGAACCGCUAAAUGACCACAUGGAAAAGGGAGCACAGAGGCUGAUAUCACAGUUAGACUGGAAUGCACAUGCUAUGAGAAAUCAACGUAAUAAUUUUGGCACACCUUAGUAAUGGCAUUGGUACAAAUAUGUCACAUGACAUUUUUAUCUUUCACUUUGACGAGAGGAAGAAUAAAAAUUUAAAAUGGCAUCCAAGAGAGGAAGUGACUUAGUUGGUAGGUUGCUGAGUAGAAGCAAUUAUAUUUUAUAUAGGAGUGAACCACUUAAAAUUAUGGAGUAGGCUUUGCUCACCACUUAUCCAACUUUCUUGCAUUGAAUGUAUCAAUGCAAUUUACAGGGUAUAGUAACUGUUUGGAAGAAAACAGUCUCAUUGUUUUUGCAUAUUUGUAUCAUACAUUAUAUAUAUAUAUACACACACACUAUUUAUCACAGAAAUAAAUCUGUUUGUGUGUGAAUAUUUUUACUGAAAUAGUAAGAAGAGUGUGAAUAUAAUCCAGCUUUUAAACAUUAUGCUUUUUGUAUUUUCAAUAUACACCAUCCAGAAGGUUGUGGUCAUCUGAUCGACUGUUAUGUGUUGCUGGAGUACAGACUGACAUGUAUAGGUGAUAUCUGAAUUUAACCCUAUGAUAUUAAGAUUAGUUCUUGUACCAUUUUUAAAUCAGUUUAUAAAAAACCUCUCUUACCGUUUGUAUUAGAAAAAUUAAUUAAAAAUCUGAAAUGAUAGUGAGCUGAC